CACGAUCAUUAUUGAGAAUCUUCUGGCAACUCUGAGAAUCUUGGUUGGCUAUUAAGUUUUUGAGAGACACUAUUGGAUACAAAAAGGAAAACUUCAUGAAUCACUCAAAGGAGGAGGAAAACUACAUUGAAAUGAGCUCUCACCAAGAUAUAGAUCAUGCUGUCGAAAAUGCUAACGUGCCAGCCGGAGAAGUAAAUGUAACAAAGAAGAAAUGGGAAAGGAUGUUGCGUUCAGUUUCAUUUUGGAAUAAGAUAUCUGUGCUUGCAUGUAUGAUUGCUGUCUCAAUCGAUCCUUUGUUUCUUUACAUUGCAUUUCUUGAUCGUGAUAAAGUGUGCCUCGGAACGGACAAAAGGCUGAGGACUGUAGUCCUCAUUACGCGAUCACUCACAGAUUUCACGUUCCUAUUUCAUAUUGUAUAUCAACUUCGUGAAGCUGUGAAAGCAGUGGCCGCUGUGUCCAAGCCCAAGCUGGUACAGAGAGGCAACUCAAAACUCUUCAACUGGUUUGGACACGCUAAGGCAAUAGCUAAGAAGUUGUCAUGGAGCUCUUUCCUAACUGACAUUUUAGCUGUUCUUCCAAUUCCUCACGUGCUAAUAUUAGCUCUUUUUUAUGCUCCCAAUUAUGGAUUUUCAGAGAACAAAAUGACUUUGAAUUACAUGCUUCUCGCGUAAUAUGUUCCAAGAAUGUAUCGGAUCUUCAUCUCGUCUAAGCUGUUUAGAAAAAAUAGUAACAUGUGGGUCAAAGCUGCUUUCUAUUUUUUUAUGUACAUCCUCUCAAGUCAUGUAAUUGGAGCCUUUUGGUACUUCAGUACUGUUCAAAUCGAGGCAGUAUGUUGGAACAUGGCCCUGGCUGGAAAUGUCACUUUCCAAUGUGAUGACCCUCCUCUAUCUCAAAUCAAUGGUGACAUGACAGCAUUCGUGCCACUUGCCUAAAUGCGACAGGAGAUUUAUCAUUUGAUUAUGGAUCAUUCCUAGAGACAAUUCAAACCCGCUACACAGGACCUACAAGAUUCCGCGAAAAGUUAUUUUACUUUGUGUGGUGGGGACUUAAAAAUCUAAGUAACUAUGGUACAGACAUUGAUACAAGUGAGUUUAUUUGGGAAAAUUGCUUUGCAAUAUUCUCGUUUCUGGUAUUGGCCUAGUGCUAUUUGCUUUUCUCAUUGGAAAUAUGCAGGAGUGUAUGCAAUCCUCCGAGGAAAAGAAAGUGGCAACUGAUAAGGUUCAAAUGAAAGAGCAAGAACUACAAGAAUGGAUGGACAAAAAUGGUCUUCCUGAGAAGUUGGGCAAAGACGCUGAGAAGUUGAGGAUAGAGAUCAUGAAAAAGAUAACAGAGAACUUGAAAGACGACAAAAAUGCUGUAGUACAAAACCUGUUCUCUCUUCUUCCCUGGAAUACCGUAAAAGAUCUCAAACUUUCUAUUUGCAUGAGUAUGCUAAAGAAAGUACGAAGGCUCGAAAAUAUGGAUGAAAGAGGAUUGAGACUGAUCUGCCACUAUCUCAAGCCAGUGACCUACACUGAGAAAACAAUUGCUUUUCGAAUGGGAGAACCACUUGAUAGCAUGCUCUUUAUCAUGGAAGGUAUUAUGUUGAUCUACCCGACUAGUACUACUGCUACUACUACAACUGACCAUCAAGUUGGAGCAGCAAAUAUACGUUCCCCAUCAAAAAUCCGCGGGUCCCUUGAGAACGGUGAUGUUUAUGGAGAAGAACAACUUCUGAGUUGGGCAUCACCACCCGACAUGUCUAUCUCUUAUGCAGAGCUUCCUAUCUUAACCGAAAAUGUAAAAUGUCUUUCAGAAGUAGAAGGCUUUGUUCUAACUGCCAAGGACUUGAAAAAUGUAGUCUCCUUGUACAAGUUACAUGGGAAUUACAAUAGUUCCAGCCAUCCAGUGGAGGAGGUGGAACGUUCUAUCUCAAGAGGAACAUCAAUGGUUCGUCGUACCCGCAUUAAUCCUACUCAUGGCCAGGCACAGAUCAGGGCGGGAACGAGGAAACAGAUAUUCAAGAUUCAAAUAACUGAAAUGUCCCAUAUUUUGUGUGAGAUUGGUUCAAUUCUUUGUAGUAAUCAAACAUUGUACGUUGUGUGUGUGAGAGUUUCUUGAGUGCAAGUGCUUUGUUGGAACUGAAUGGGGCACUAGUCGAAUUAGUGUCGAGUCAUUUUGUAAUAUAAGUUUCUUUCUAUUCUUCAAGGUCAACUAACGUGGCUUUUUUGA
Rosa chinensis is the source of this 2211-nucleotide messenger RNA. RefSeq names its product cyclic nucleotide-gated ion channel 1-like. The record is from RefSeq and is a predicted model, not a curated record. The transcript is spliced from 7 exons. NCBI's taxonomy places the organism in Eukaryota, Viridiplantae, Streptophyta, Magnoliopsida, Rosales, Rosaceae. The coding region runs from base 1168 to 2100 and encodes 310 amino acids.